AUGGAUCUGCCUGAGACUUAUCGACCCUCAGAGGGACCUGAAAACGCUGUGGCACAAGAACCCGUAGUUCUCGAAGACUACACGUUCGUACCAUCUGAGAUUGGCAGUAGUAGGGCGGGUCAGACGAGUCAGUCGACCAUUUCAGAAGACAACAGCGAGGCAUACACUCAUGUCAUCGGAAUGAGCAAAAAGGAGUUUCGAGCUGCUUUGACCGCAAAGUGGACCGAAAACAGGAAUCUUAAAAACGGCCCCGACGUUUUUAGGGCUACUUUCGAUGAAGUUGUUGUACCAGCAUCAGUCAGUCGACUGGACUACGUGCUGGCACUUUCUUAUGCUAUGGAUGGAAUGAUGAAAGGUGAACUGUUAAUGGAACAGUCUGCCCCAUUUGCUCCUAUCUCGCUCUCCACAUAUCCUUCAUAAAUGGAU
Fopius arisanus is the source of this 426-nucleotide messenger RNA. RefSeq lists its product as uncharacterized. Bases 1 to 420 code for a protein of 139 amino acids. Lineage: Eukaryota; Metazoa; Arthropoda; Insecta; Hymenoptera; Braconidae. The transcript has 3 exons. The record is from RefSeq and is a predicted model, not a curated record.